AACUGAUAGUUUAUGCAGCGUCAGCAUAAUAUGCAAUUGAAAACUAAUAAUAUGGCUCCUUCUGAAAGACAACAGACUUAAAGCACAAUCCAAAGUAUAUCAAUCCUCAAUAACAGUCUGAACCAGGAGCAUUUGUUAGACAAUUGGCAUGUAUUGAAAAGUAAAAUCAGUCACAUGUUAAGAAAGCGCUUGACUUAUAAGAGAGGAUGAAUACUUUUCUCUUAUUGCAGCAUGCGAUUUCAAGUACUGAUUGCGUUGUCCCUGUUCUUGAUUCUAAUGGGCAUCUUGGGAUUUGCACCCAUUCACCUCUCAGAACAAGUGAACGAUAAAAUAUUACACUUUUUUAUCUUUUUCAUACUUGCUGUGUUUCUCUACUUUUUAUGGAAUCUAUCUGUUAAGCGCAAUCUGAUCUUAGCGACUAGUAGUUUACUUGUAUUGGCAAUCGGAAGUGAAUUUAUUCAGGGCUUAUUGCCGUAUCGAUCAUUUGAUAUUUAUGAUAUUAUAGCCAAUCUUUUAGGUGGCAUAACUGGUAUAUGUCUGUCUUCAUUGACUGACUAUUUGAUUAACCGACAUCGAGAAAACAAAAGAAGAUUUGGAGGAAGAAGAGAAGCAGAAUAUCAGAAAGCACUCAUGGAAUUUACUGAUGAAGAAGAAGAACAAAGCUAUAGACUUGAUCAUGUGUAAAUUUAUUUUAUUCAAGAGAUAUUUAAAACACUAUAUG
Messenger RNA from Gilbertella persicaria, 721 nucleotides. RefSeq lists its product as uncharacterized. The coding region runs from base 232 to 684 and encodes 150 amino acids. The transcript is spliced from 2 exons. The record is from RefSeq and is a predicted model, not a curated record. NCBI's taxonomy places the organism in Eukaryota, Fungi, Mucoromycota, Mucoromycetes, Mucorales, Choanephoraceae.